UUUUCCGUGUAGCUCAUGUUGAACUGCGGGUGCAUUUAAUGGCUUAGGCGGCUGCUAUGAACCCCUCCCCACCAUUUAUUCAGGAUUAAUUGUUAUAUUGUUAACUAAACAUUAAUCAUUAUCAUUUAAUAUGUUGUGUCUACAUAUAAAUGAUAUUUACAGGCACAACACUGAAUGUCAAUGAAGAGUCAAGUCAAACUCAAACUAUAGUGGCAGAAAAUCUUGUUCAGGUUUUCCAAACUCAGUCAGCUCAGAACGAAGACAAACAGUUUCCGUCAAAUAUCCGGACAUUUCUAAAUUAUGUAGAAAAUUUUGACAGAGGUAACUUCAUAUUGGUCGUUGACAGAACUUCUGGUUUAAAUGAUCUUGAUGCAUUUGGGUUAGUUGACUGGAUUACUGUUUUAGAUUUUGAUGUAGAUAGUAGGGUAUCUGGCCUUUUAUCAUACGUAGAGGAAUCACUUUCUAGUCGACGUUCUUUGCACAUUGUUAGCUGGCAGGAAGAAAAAUGUACUUUUUCGGAUAAUUCCCUCUACUGGAUUGGCAUGAAAGGUUGCUCAGGCCAACCUGACACUAUUACAAGAGAUGACAUCAAAACUUGGAAAAGAAAAACAAAGCCGAGAUUAAUGCAACAACUGAAGCAGUUAAAACGAUAUGGGGAUACUUACACAUACUUCACUGUUGUAGUAUUAUGGCCUCGUGAAUCGAUUAACUAUAAACAUAUAUCCUUUGUAGUGAAUGAGAUAUCAGACACACUCUGUCCAAAGGAGAUCAUAAUUGUCGAUGAUGGUUCCACGAAAUCCAAGGAAGCUGAUUCUUUAUUACAUAUUUUAGCAGAUGACUUUAAAACAGUCACUAUGGACAUUACAGACGUUUGUAAAUCUAUCGCAUGCGUUUGUAAACCACUGCCGAAAAUUGGUUCAUCGAGGUAUCAGCUCCCUACAGCAGAUCAUACCAAAGAUCCUAAAAUAAAUGACCAAAAGGCUCAGUGGUUGAAUGAAGAUCUCAACGUUCUGUAUUUGACAAACGAAACAGGUAUACAAUCUAGUUCAACAGAUUUUGAAAAAGAAGAGGAAACAUUUUUCAGAGGCGGGACAUUGCCUUGGUCUUGGUGGUAUAAAGUCGGUCCCGGACGUGUUGAUAUACAGCGUGACAUAUCUCACGAUAUAAUAAAUUAUAUAAGAACCAGACAUAUUUCUUUAUGUCGCUCCGGAUGCAUUACAUUAUUUCACAAUCCUGGAUCUGGAGGCACCACUUUGUCACAGAGAGUAGUAUGGUCAUUGAUGAGUGAAGUACCUUGUGUACAUUUAAAGCAAAGAGGAAGUUUUCCCAUCUUUGACAUAGGAGAGAAAAUUGAAUUUCUUGCCGACAAAACACACAUGCCUAUCCUAAUACUUAUUGACGGUGGCGAUGAGCAAAAGGUAGAGUCCCUGAAAGGAAUGUUAGGUGAACAUUGUUGCAUAAUAAUUCUUUAUGUAAAGAGAAAUAACAUGCCACAUCAUCUGCGAAAAUCAGAGAGGCAAGGAGUUUUCUGGCUUCAUAGUACGCUAAGUAGGCAAGAAGCAGAACAGUUGAAACAUUUAUACAGCAAGUUUUGUGAUACGAAAAGAAAAAGACGUAACUUAGAGGAUUUAGUAUCUGACGAGCAAGAACACUCUCUUUUCGACUACGGAUUCGCCAUGCAUAGUUACAAAUACAAAGGCAUCGAGUCUUAUGUGCAAGGCUAUCUAAAGUUAGAUAUGAAUGAAGGAAAUUUGGUAAAUACAAGACAGAAAGCCUUAGCAUUUUUGUCGCUAGUGCACUACUAUGGACAGGAAUCACUCCCUUGCCAAUUUUUUGCACAUCUUUUAGAACUGGAUAAUGCUGAAAAUGUAACAACGCUUGCUGACUUUCCAGAGGAUGUUCAAGAACUGCUGGUACGAGAUACACAAGAUCGCAGGAAAAAUGUAGUGAGAAUAGCGCAUUACUUUAUAGCUAAGGAAAUUUUGGACCAAGUUUUGGUUUUUCCAAAAAAGGUUGAACGGGUAUCAGCACCAACAUUAAGCGGUGAAAGCAAGAAAAACCUGGGUACCUUUUCUGUUGAUUUUAUUCAAAAAGCAGGGAAACUAAAUAAUCAAGAACCUUCUUCAACAAUUUCAUCCAUAAUGACGCGAACUUUUGUUUUGCGUGACAAUAAAGCUGCUGGAGAAAACGAAACACAGGUAACAAUAAAAAAACAACGUUUCUCGCAAAUUCUCGAAGACGCAUGUUCAAAUCCUCCUUACACAGACAGAUUUAACAUAUAUCAAGCAUUGACAGAUUCUUUCCCGACGGAAGCACAAUUCCGAGCCCAUCUUGGAAGGUUAUAUACCCAUUGCCGCUCCGAUGAAACUCAAAAGGCUGAGAACUGUUUCGAAGAAGCUCUCGAGAUAUGUAAGUCCGAAAUACAAUCUGAAAAUGUAUCAAAAGACUUCUCAUUCAAUGACAUUCCGUUGAAUUAUAAACUUGAUCUGAUGCAUAUAUACCAUAUGUAUGGAAACAUGGUGUUAAAACAGAUUGCUAAUUACACUGGCAGAUAUCCUGGUGACACAGCAAAGAUACCGACCAAAAACAAUUUCAAUGAAAUUACACUAACUCUCCUGCCGAAGGUGAAGCAAACAUGUGCAUUAUUUUCCAAGUGUAGGGAUAUAACACCUAUCGGUUGCGAGGGCAGUUUCGGUUACAUAGGCGAAAUUCAAGUGCGUCUGAUGUUUUGUGAAUACAUUCAGCGCCAUAGCGGCUAUAGAGGUGGAGUAAACCGAUAUAGAAAAACACAAAACAGUGAGAUAGGCCAGUUUGUGGAGGAAUGUAUUCCUUUAGUAGAUGACCUAUUUUUGUCCUGCUUCAGCAAUAUUGAACCAGAAAAGAUGGAUAGAAGCGUAUCCAAGCUAAUGGGUUGGUAUUCAACCUUAUUCAAUUUGACGCUAAGCAAUUUUCCACGCAUGCAUGCAGAAGAUGCUUUUUCACGGCGGUUGGAAAUAGCUAAAGUGAAGAUAAAGUACUGCAAGCCAGGCUCUUAUGGAAUUCUUGAGCAUGUUACUGAUGUGGGUGAUAUUGAAUUUAUAGUAGAAGAGUUAGAGAAGAAUUUCAAAGACUACGAAAAUGAAUGCCCUAGUAAUCUUCCAAACAAAAGGGCAAUGGACCUAGAUUACAGAGAAUGGCUAGUGGCUAUACGGCAUCCUCUUUUUAAGAAGGACUAUGCUGUCGACAAAGUUCUACAACAGGUGCAAUUGUGGCAUGACCGUUUGCAUACGCCUCAUUCUCUAUUCUAUCUUUUUGUAAUUAAAAGUAUGCACGGAAUUGGAAACAGUGAAUCACAGGGCGAUUCGACAGUGUUAUUUGAUGCACAGAAUACAAAGGAAGAAAUGCUUAAACGGUCAAAAUAUGUUACAAAACCCCGAUAUCCAAGAGAGUGGCUUGGUAAAACUGAAAAUAAUAUACGUCAACUUGUGUCAGGACUCCGUUUCUUUGGCCAAAUGGAAGGCAGAGAUAUAAAGUUAGGAAUAGAUUUCGAAACACUUGAAGUUCAGAAAGGAACAAUAUGCGCACCAAAUGAUAAACCAGCUGGUGGUUACAUUGAUUUGGAUUUAGGUCCUCAGAACCAAGUUUCAAUUAAAGUUUUCUUUGUUCCUGUGAGAUCAGAAGGGAAUUUGAAAGGAUCAAGCUAUAAGAACCAUCGAGUAGAGUUUUUACUUGGAUUCAGUUUAUCACACGGAUAUGAAGCAUUUAAUGUAAAAUUAAUUGGUCAGCAGAAAUGCCCUCAGUGUAAGAAAAAUGUAGAGAAAAGGUCUUGUGACACAGAAAUCAUGUGCCCGAGGUGCGAAAUUGUAUUUCAAGCAAAGAAACAACCUAAACAAAGUAGAAAUGAAUCAAAUAAAUCGUGAUCGGUUUUGCUUAUGUUAAACAUGAUCAUAUGAUUGAAUUGUGAAAAUAUUUAGAAAAGCCACACAACGUCAGUUUAUACAUUUUGUACAGUAACAUUAUUGAUUUAUGAAUAUUUUCAUGUUUUCAUCAGAAACAACAAGAGACAUACAGUCUCUGCCAAACAUUUUAGAUGCAUAAAAGUUGUUUUGUCUUGUCUUAUAUGCCUUAUAUAAAUUUAAUUGUUGUGUAAACAAGAUUAGAAAAAAAUCAUUAAAGAAAGCCCAAAACGGCAGAAUUGAAAAUGCUGCAGGUUCCUGUUCAUAAACGGUACUGAUGUAUUCAUAUGGCGAUGAUCUUGGAACCUCCAAUGUGACUUGUCCUCUUUUAAUUGUUAUGUACUGAUAGAUCCUACAUAACUAUGAAUGUAUUUUUUUAUAAAUGUUAUGAAGAAAAAAAAGAUAUAGAGAUAUAUAGUCUUUCAUACAUGAUAUUGCAUCAGAUGUAUUAUAUGUGCUAUAUAUGUAUCGCAUUUAUGUUUUAAAUUACACACAUUUACUAUCGAAAAUACCCGUUUCUUAGACAUUUUCUGCCUUUGCUUUCUGACAUGAUUUGAUAAAAGAAAUUUUACGUAGUCAUUUCAUCAAGAAUUACGCACACACUUGCUUUAUGCCAUAUUUCUAUUUUUUAAUAUGAUAGUAUUAAAAAUACAAUUUGGUGGUAGAAAUUCUAUUUACAUGUAUGUUACUGUUUAUUAAUAUAUGUGUGCUUGAUAAUCAUUGUUAAUGAGUGAAUAAUAUGAUUGUGUGAUAUAAAUUCAUUUUUAUAUGUUUGUAUUUGUUGAUGAUGAUUGAUUGAUUGAUUGAUUGUAUAGUUAUAAAACAUGUUCAUUUCAUUGAUGUGAUGUUACCAACACUAGUGACUAACAGAAACCACUUGUUUAAAUAUGACUUGAAUAACAUUGAAACUAUGAAAGAUAUUGUAUUGAUAUUGUCAAAAUUUAGAAUUUUUUUUUAGAAAAUUUAUACUUUAAUAUGUCUCUUAAAGGCGAUUGCUUUUCACAUGUCCAGACCGUUAUUGUCGUUUGAAACAAAAUAAUUAUAUUUCAAUUAAAACAAUCUAGAAGUG
Ruditapes philippinarum (Manila clam) is the source of this 5004-nucleotide messenger RNA. RefSeq lists its product as uncharacterized. The coding region runs from base 150 to 3899 and encodes 1249 amino acids. The transcript has a single exon. Gene Ontology annotation, cellular component: cytoplasm. The record is from RefSeq and is a predicted model, not a curated record. NCBI's taxonomy places the organism in Eukaryota, Metazoa, Mollusca, Bivalvia, Venerida, Veneridae.